UUGUAGAUAUUAUAAAAAGUAAUUUGUUUCUGAAAAUUCUAUAAGGAAGAAAAAAAGAGGAAUUCUGUUUUAUCAUAUUGUCAGAUAAGAAAUCUUAUCUUUUAUAUAUAGAAAAUAUUCUUUAAAAUUUUGCAUUAUUAAUAUUUAUGCAAAAAAAAAAUAAACAAGUUUAAUGAUUUUAAUAUAUUAAAAUACUACAAUAUAGUGAAAUAACAAAGAUAUAAGAUAAAAAUAUAAAAUAAAAUAUUGAUAAAUUAAUAUAAAAUGAAUACUUUUAAAAAAAUAUUAAAACAAAAAUUAAUAUUAGGAACAAUUAUUGGUGUAUGUGCUGGAAUUUUAUUAGGAUUUGUUCUUAAAACUUUUACUCUUCAACCAUGGUCCAAACGAGAUAUAAUGUAUCUAAAAUUUCCUGGAGAACUAUUCAUGAGAUUAAUAAAUUGCUUAAUACUACCUCUUAUAACAUCUAGUAUAGUGAGUGCUACUUGCAACUUAAAAAAAUCAGGUCAUAUUGGAACAAUGGCACUAUACUACUAUAUUACAACAACACUACUUGGAAUUGUAUUAAGUGUUACACUUGUUCAAACAAUAAGACCUGGUGAUUUACUUAAAAAUAAAAAUAUCAUAUCACAAAAUGCAACCAAAUCAUUUAUAACAGUGGAUACAAUUUUAGAUUUAUUUCGAAAUUUCAUACCAGAAAAUAUAGUGAGUGCAUGCUUAUUUCAGUAUCAAACUGUAUUAAAAAAAUCAAAAAAUGAAUCAGUACCAAUCAAUGAAUGGGAAAUAAAUCAUAUUAAUAUAGCAGGCACAAAUGUUUUAGGAUUAGUAGUCUUUAGUUUAAUUUUGGGACUUGCAAUUGGAGAUAUAGGUGUUAAAGGAGAACCUUUAAUAAAUUUCUUUCAGUCUUUAUCAGAUGUAAUGAUGAAAAUUAUGAAUUGGACAAUAAUGCUUGUACCAAUAAGUGCAUUAUUUCUUAUUUCUGCAAAAAUUCUUGAAGUGGAAGAUUUUAAUAAUGUAAUAAAACAACUUGGAAUUUAUAUUUUAACCGUUUUCAGUGGUUUACUCAUACAAGGUUUAAUAUUACUUCCUUUAUUAUAUUUUAUAUGUACUCGUCAAUCUCCAUACAAAAUUAUAGUUAAACUUGGACCAGCUUUUGUCACAGCAUUUGGUACAUCAUCAAGUACAGCUACAGUUCCAGUAACAAUAUCAUGCUUAAAACAUAUUGGAAUACCUUCUAAAAUAUCUAGAUUUAUUGUACCAAUUGGUGCAACUAUAAACAUGGAUGGUAUAGCACUAUAUGAAAGUAUUGGUGCAAUUUUCAUAAUUCAAUUGCAUGGGUUACAAUUUUCAUUAUUUAAAAUUAUUAUAAUCUGCAUAACAUGUACUCUAUCAUGUAUUGGUGCUGCUGGCUUACCAAGCGGUGGUUAUGUAAUGUUAAUAAUGGUAUUAAAUUCCGUAGGAGUUCCAGUAGAAGAUGUUUCAUUAAUUAUUGCGAUUGAUUGGUUUGUAGAUCGUUUUAGAACUACCUUAAAUAUUGUGGCGGAUGCAUUAGGUGCUGGUAUAAUAACUCAUUAUUACAAAAAAAAUACGCAAACUUCCAUUCAAGAAGAAGAAAUGGAAUUAUACAUUUCCACAUGACAUGUGUUAUAAUAUAAUAAUAAGCUCGAUUUUUAAUAAGUCAAGAAAUAUUUAAAUAUUUAAAAUAUAAAAAUAAUAUUAAAUCACAAUAAAAACUUAUAUAA
Molecule: messenger RNA, 1739 nt
Organism: Apis laboriosa (Himalayan honeybee)
Lineage: Eukaryota; Metazoa; Arthropoda; Insecta; Hymenoptera; Apidae
Product: excitatory amino acid transporter 3-like
Exons: 9
Coding region: 265-1635 (456 amino acids)
Biological process (GO): L-glutamate transmembrane transport
Cellular component (GO): plasma membrane
Molecular function (GO): glutamate:sodium symporter activity; L-glutamate transmembrane transporter activity; neutral L-amino acid transmembrane transporter activity
Source: RefSeq, a predicted model, not a curated record